AUAGGAAGCUUGCUUGACUUCCUCAAGGAAGGUGAUGGAAAAUACUUGAAGCUUGUCUUGCUGGUAGACAUGGCGGCAAAGAUCGCUGAUGGCAUGGCUUUCAUCGAGAGGAUGAAUUACAUUCACCGGGAUCUUCGCGCUGCCAACAUCCUUGUGGGUGAUAACCUGGUGUGCAAAAUCGCUGACUUUGGCCUGGCCAGGUUGAUAGAGGACAAUGAAUACACUGCCAGGCAAGGAGCUAAAUUCCCCAUUAAAUGGACGGCCCCAGAGGCUGCGCUGUACGGCCGCUUCACCAUCAAAUCAGACGUCUGGUCCUUUGGCAUCUUACUCAUUGAGCUUGUCACCAAAGGCAGAGUGCCCUACCCAGGUAUGGUGAACCGGGAGGUGCUGGAGCAGGUGGAGCGAGGCUAUCGCAUGCCUUGCCCCCAGGGGUGCCCCGAGUCCCUGCACGAGAUGAUGAAUCUCUGCUGGAAGAAGGAGCCAGAUGAGAGGCCCACUUUCGAGUACCUCCAGUCCUUCCUAGAGGACUACUUCACCGCCACAGAGCCACAGUACCAGCCUG
Molecule: messenger RNA, 562 nt
Organism: Monopterus albus (swamp eel)
Lineage: Eukaryota; Metazoa; Chordata; Actinopteri; Synbranchiformes; Synbranchidae
Product: tyrosine-protein kinase yes-like
Exons: 4
Biological process (GO): protein phosphorylation
Molecular function (GO): ATP binding; protein tyrosine kinase activity
Source: RefSeq, a predicted model, not a curated record